GGGGCACUUUCAGUGGCUGUCAAAAAUGGUUUAAAAUUACAGUGAGAAAUCUUUGCGUGAUUUUCACUUGAAUAUCUAAUUUUUUACUAAAUUCUUCUAUUUUUCUUCAUCACCAACUCUUCAAUUAAUGUCAUUUCUGUGAAUUCAGUGAAUUGUGACGCUUUUCCGUUCAACGGUUUUCCCGAUUUUCCACCCUAAAAAAACGGGCUAAAAACGGAUUCUUCUCUAUGAUUAGCCGUGGUGGGAUUGUGGAAUUCCUGGAAGAAUGGAAGUUGAGAAUUCUUUUGGGGAAGCUGUUGGUGGAGCAUCUCCAUCAUCGCUCUUAGUCCCAAAUUUGAGUUUUAAAUGUAUUUUCUGCCAUGCUGACUUUGUUUUGCCACUGGACCUCGCUCAUCAUAUAGAAAUCUUCCACUCAGAUGCUGAUGUUGAUGACUUCAUGAUGGAUUUUGACGAUGACGACGAUGAUUGCAAUGAUCUCCCCCUGGAACCAAUCUGUGAGCUAAGGCACGAUGAUACGGAAUUGAAUUUCCGCCAAUUUUCUGGAAGCGAUGAGAAUUCCUCCGGUUCCAGCAAUGGUGUAGCGAAGGUGUUCUCCGAAGCGCCCGGCCGAGGACGUCGUCGAGAUGUGCCGGAAGAAGAUGUGGAGUCCCGGAAUACGGGUACAGAAUGCUUCUUCCAGUGCACGGUGUGUGAGAAAACAUUCAAAUUUGCCGGCGAUCUGGCUAAGCACGUGCGGUCACACACACAAAAUAAACCCUAUCAGUGCUCCAUCUGUGACAAAACAUUCACGCAUAUUGGCAGCCUCAACACACACAUUCGCAUCCACAGCGGCGAGAAGCCGUACAAGUGUAAGCAAUGCGACAAGGCUUUCACACAAUCAAGUAGCCUUAUGGUGCACAUACGGUCCCACUUGACGAAGAAGCCCCACCAGUGUAGCAUAUGCGACAAGGGGUUUGUCAAUAGCAGUAGCUUGGUGCUGCAUAUGCGUCUUCACAGCCAAGGAGAACCCUUCCCCUGUACAAGCUGUGAUAAAACCUUCAAGGCGGCGCACCUCCUGCAGGAGCAUAUGCUACUACAUACCGAAACACCCCUCUACCAGUGCAGCAUAUGCCGCAAGGCAUUCCACCAUGCGAGUGAACUUGUGCAACAUAUGAAAUGCCACACGGGUGAGAAACCCUUUCAAUGCAGCAUAUGCGAAAAAAGCUUCACACAGCCGGGCAGUCUCAACACACACAUGCGCAUCCACACGGGGGAGAAACCCUUCAAAUGCUCCGACUGCAAUAAAUCCUUCACACAAGCUUCCAGCUUAUCGGUGCACAUGAAGAUUCACACGAGUCGCGAAAAGCCAUUCACGUGUCGUGAAUGUGGGAAAUCCUACAGUCAGCAGGCCUACUUCAACAAGCACAUGGCCAUCCGACACAACAUAGCACGAGACACCACCAAGGGUAGUGAGGAGUGCACUGAGUGCCAUCAGACAUUCGAUAAUGCCGUUGCAAUGUCCCGGCAUAUGAUAAAAGCUCAUCCCCAGAUCUACCAAUGCUCCAUUUGUAGGUCACAAUUUGAUAAUUCAGAUGAUCUCGUUACGCAUCUCAGGGGACACUUUAAGGACUAAAUGCCUUAUAAGCUAUGUUCUUUCUGCGUUAAUUCCACAAAGGAUGGUCCUUCUGAACAUCAUUUUUAACACUUGGAGGACCCAACAUUUGGCACAACAUGGAGGAUCAAAUUGGCAAUAACUACCAGAUGAUAAAAUAUGCUCAAUUAUUAAUUAUUAAUCAGUUUAUUGAACGAGAAUCGAAAGUUUCACUAAUUCUUGAUCUCGUUCAAGCAUUCCUGCACCUAAUUACUAAAUAUUUAAUUGAGAAAAUCGUCACUGAAAAAAAAUUGCGGCCUAAAGCAAAAAGUGUUUUUUCAAUAUAACUCGAGAAUGGCUUGACCGAUUUUGAUUAUCUUGGUAUCAAAUGAAAGCUUUCAAGAAGUCCUACAACUGUCUAGAACAUUCCAAGUUCCAAAAAUGACCGUAAGAGGCGCUAAAAUCAAAAACAAAAAUUGCCUAACUUUAAGGGGCAAUAUCUUCGAAUCCCCAUUAGGCAAAUCUUUUAAAUUUUGAUAUCUUGUAGCCUGACUCAAUAUCUUGCACCAGUCCGAAAAUGAAGAAAAUCUAUGUCGCCAUUUAGAAGAUAUUGCAGUUUGAAAAAUUCUUGAAUUUGAAAAGUUCUAAGAGUCAUAUCUCCUGCACUGCUUGACCGAUUUUGCUCAUCUUGAUAUCAAAUUAAAGCUUUUGCAAUACUCUACAACUUUCUAGAACAUCAGAAAUCUCUAGAACCAUUCCUUGAGUACAAAAAAUUCAAAAAACCGUUUUAGUAAAACAUAAAACCUCCAUUUUGUGUUUUGGAGGUGACCUUGAAAGGUAUCAUUAUAUGUCAAAUUAUAGCUCGUUUCAAUACCUUACCAAAACUAGUCAAGAAAUUUCUGUAGCUGUUAUAGAACCAGAGAUAUGACCAUUUUUAUGCAUCAAAUUACUGAUUUUCACAAAAAAAAAUCAAUUUUGCCUACUAAUACAACUCAGAAAUUAAAUUACAACGCAUAAACAAAGUUUUGCACGUUGUGGGACACCAACUCUUAUAACUGGACGCGUUAUGAUUGACUUUUCACCGGGGAAAAAUGCACAAGAGUACUUUAUUUGGGAAAUAUGGGGUAACAUAACCUCAAAACCAUGGCUAAAAUGUAUGGAAAUUUGACUGGUAGUUAUUACCAAUUUGAUCCUCCACGUUGGAUUCUGACUUUGACCUCAAUUAUCUUCCAAAGAAAAGACUUUUCUCGAGAUUUUCUUUCUGCUAUCUUAAAGUAAUUAAAAUUCCCUACACAUAGAUGCUAAAUUCAUCGAGAUAGGUCCAAUAGAUUUUAUUCUGUGACGAUUUUAAGGUUCCAAUUGGUAGCAAGUACCAGUAAAGUCCUCCGAGUGUUAAACGUGAAGAAACCUCCUGGAAUUGUACAAUAACUCUCACAGAGCAAAAUGUUUUUGCUCCCCCACAAAAGAAAAAAAAAAGAUUCAAAAACUUGUAAAAGAAAUCAUGAUAAUUAGUUGGAUAGGAUUUAAAAAUGUAGUAUUUUGUAGGCGAAAGCAAAUCAACAAAUUGUACUUAGAGAGAGAGAGAAAGCAUUUUGUGCCAGUUUCCUUAAUAAGAAAAAAAAAGUUACACAGAGAAUUUUAUAUUAAAAAAAACAAUGUAUAUGAGCUAGAGAAAACAAGAGAUCCUUAUAUUUUAGAAAAAGAAAGAAAAAAAAAGAAGUUGAUCAUUAGUUCAGCUUCCACGCAGUAUUUUUCACAUAAGAACUAGAACAGAGAGUUUAUGCGAAGAAAAAACUUUUAAAGACGUAUAGAUUUUUUUUGCCAUAUUAGAGACUAAUUUGAUUUGUAAAAUGUAAUUUUUAAGACAAAACUUUUUAUCUUUUUUUUUGUCAUUUUUCUGCCAUAGAUUUGCCACAGUAUUCUCAUACAUAAUGUAAGUUUUAUGUUUAAGUCCCUAAAGAGCAUAGAAUAUAUUUGUAAUGAUUUGUGAUUGCGCUAUAAUAA
Messenger RNA from Lutzomyia longipalpis, 3574 nucleotides. RefSeq names its product zinc finger protein 501-like. Gene Ontology annotation, cellular component: nucleus. The record is from RefSeq and is a predicted model, not a curated record. Gene Ontology annotation, molecular function: RNA polymerase II cis-regulatory region sequence-specific DNA binding; DNA-binding transcription factor activity, RNA polymerase II-specific. The coding region runs from base 266 to 1612 and encodes 448 amino acids. NCBI's taxonomy places the organism in Eukaryota, Metazoa, Arthropoda, Insecta, Diptera, Psychodidae. The transcript has 2 exons. Gene Ontology annotation, biological process: central nervous system development; regulation of transcription by RNA polymerase II.